AACAUCGCCGCACCACCUCAGACAGGAAAAAUGUCAGUUACUCUCCAUACGUCGCUAGGCGACAUAAAGAUUGAAGUCUACUGCGAAAGUGUGCCCAAGACGGCCGAGAACUUCCUUGCCCUCUGCGCAUCAGGCUACUACGAUCAAUCACCCUUCCACCGCCUUAUCCCAAAGUUCAUGACACAGACUGGAGCUCCCGCGACACCGAACCCCCCAGAGAACCCCAAGGGCGGACGCAGCAUCUGGGGAGGCGCGUUCGAGGACGAGAUUCGACCCGCGUUGCGACACGGCGCGCGAGGUGUCGUGUCCAUGGCCAACAAGGGACCCGGAACCAACGGCUCGCAGUUCUUCAUCACCUUUGACAAGGCGCCGCAUCUGGACGGCCUCAACACCAUCUUUGGACGCGUCAUUGGAGACGAGGGCCUGGCGACCUUGGCCAAGAUGGAGGCUGUCGAGGUUGAUCGGAAGAACAGGCCCAAGGAACCCAUUCGGAUCGAAAAAGUUACGAUUCACGCCAAUCCGAUAGCUGGCUGAGCUAAACGGCACCACAUCAUGCUGGUUUCAUCUUCACAUCACCCACUUGACCUGUCGACAUUGUCAGGUCUCAUCUGCGCCGUUGAGGAUCGCCGACGAGGCCAACCUAUAAGCUGCCCGCACUGUCACAUCAAACAAGACGAAGUUUUGAAUACAUGUUCACAAAUCUACCACACGGGACACUUGAACGGGAAAAGAAGUGCAUUCUCAAUCUAAUAUGGUAUCCCCCUUUCCUCGCCGAAAGCCUCAUCUCUCGAAUCAACCCCAGACCAACGUCUCAAAACACUCUUUCUUGAUCAUCGUGUAUUGGAGACC
Molecule: messenger RNA, 849 nt
Organism: Fusarium vanettenii 77-13-4
Lineage: Eukaryota; Fungi; Ascomycota; Sordariomycetes; Hypocreales; Nectriaceae
Exons: 2
Coding region: 31-534 (167 amino acids)
Biological process (GO): protein folding; protein peptidyl-prolyl isomerization
Cellular component (GO): catalytic step 2 spliceosome
Molecular function (GO): peptidyl-prolyl cis-trans isomerase activity
Source: RefSeq, a predicted model, not a curated record